Molecule: messenger RNA, 2278 nt
Organism: Cylicocyclus nassatus
Lineage: Eukaryota; Metazoa; Nematoda; Chromadorea; Rhabditida; Strongylidae
Source: the annotation of a GenBank genome assembly
CUGAUAAUACCGGUCACCGGCCUUAUAGGCCGUUUGCCGACGCCUAGUACUGCGCUUGGGCUGUGAUGAGAUUGUUAUGGCUGAGCUCUAUUCUAUCACUACUAGUCUUGCAGGCACUACUUCUAUGUGAAGCUAGAAGGCCCGAUGACAAAAGACUUAGUAGAUACCCUGGAAGAGGAGAUUACGGCAGAGGAAGAGGUCCGACCAGAGGAGGCCCAAGUGGAAGAGGUUCCAGGAGAGGCCCCCCUCAUAGAGGUCAUGCCUUAUCCUUUCCCCAUAGAAGAGGUCCAGGAAGAGGGCCAAUGGGAAGAGGUCGCGGCUCAGCAUUUCCAGGUCAGAGAAGAGGUCCUGGAAGAAGUCCGAUGCCGAGACGUGGUCCAAACUUCGGGCAUGGAAGAGGUCCUGGCAGAAACUUCCCCGGAAGAGGGGGUGGGGGACCUGGACGAGGAAGAUUCAGAGGUCCCGGAGAUCGUAGAGGCGGAAUGUCUGGAAGGGGUCCUGGGAGAAUGUUCCCUGGAGGAAGAAAUAGAGGCCCACUUGAUAGAAGAGGCUUGCCGGGGGCGGGUCCCGGACGAGGGUUAAUGGGAAAUCCUAGACAGGGACCCUUUGGAAGAGGUCAUAACAGAGGCCCUGGAAGAGGUCCAAUGGCAGGAGCUCGUGGUCCCUUCGGAAGAGGACCAAGGCCUGAUCGAGAUUUCCCCUUAGGACACCACAGAGGAGGCUUCCCCGGAAAAGGCCCAAGAGGUCCCGGCGCAGACAUGAGAAGAGGUGGUCGAGGAAGAGGUCCUGAGGGAGUUCCCGGAAGAUGGCCUGGAGGCCCCGAUAGACGGUUUCCUGGAGCACAUGGAAGAGGUCUGAUGGAACGAGGCCAUGGAAGGGGCCCGAUGGGAAGAGACAUGUUAGGAGGUCGCGGACGGUUCCAUGGAAGAGGCCCGAUGGGAAGGGAGAUGCUAGGCGGAGGCCCUGGACGGUUCCAUGGAAGAGGCCCGAUGGGAAAAGACAUGCUGGAAGGGAGAUUUGGACACCAUGGAAGAGGUCCAAUGGGAAGAUUUCCUGGACGAUUCCAUGGAAGAUUCCCACCUGGGAAUGGUACCUUAGGAGAAGGCACUGAAGGAUUUGGUAGAAGAGGCAUGUUUGGAAGAGGCAUGUUUGGAAGAGGCAUGUUUGGAAGAGGCAUGCAUGGAAGAGGUCGUUUUUAUGGUCGAAGAAGACCGGGUGAAGAAGGUUUUGGAGAAGGCCUGGGAAGCGAAAACGAGCUCGAUUCUAGGCACGGUUGGGAGCGUGGAAACGGUACAAUGAGGGGUCGCAUGGGUCGUUUUCGAGGAGGAUGGAGAAGAGGAGGACGUCUAAGAGGAGGAACUGGAGAAGAAGCAGAAGGUGGAGAUGCGGAAGCGGAAGGAGCAGAAGAUGAGACUGGUGAAGCAGAAGAAUCUACUGGCGGUGGAGUAGCCACUAGAGGAAGAUUAACCUCUAGCCGUGGUGGCGGCGGCGGUCGUGGUGGUGGUGGUGGUAGCAUUGCGAGUAGCGAUGAUGAUGCUGAUAGCGGAGCAGAUUCAGGCGACGCAGGUGAUGAUGAUGCCGGCGCAGGUGCAUCCAGUAUAGGAGAGUCGAUUGGCACUUUGAUUUCAAGUAUUGGAGAGGCGAUCCAAAACGUGGCACCACAGCAGAACAUGGAUAUGGGUUCAUCGGAUGCGGGCUCUGAUUCCGGUUCUGAUUCCGGAUCUGAUUCCGGUUCUGAUUCGGGUUCCGCGGAUGCGGGUGGCGCUGAUACAGGUGGCUCGGAUACGGGCUCCUCGCAGGAUACGUCUUCCGCACAGGAUUCACAAAGCGCUCAGGAUACGUCGGAUUCGCAGGGUUCGGAGGACGCGGAAGGUUCGGGAGAAGGAGAUUCGGGUGGACAGGGUACACUUACGCAGUCACAAACCUGCACCACGACAUUCUCGUACUAUGCUGCAAACCGUAUUCCAGUCUACAAAUGCGAUUGUCCUGGACAUGGUACCUCGUAUCAGUACCAUAGAUGUGUGAUGCCAAGAUGAUUUACUCCACGGCAGCUAACCUAUGUCUGUACAAAGAUCAACCUCAUCUUCCAUUUGCCAAGAUGAAGCGUAGUGAUUCGCAGUCUAUCGCGAUUUUCCUUCAGUUAGGGACAUUUUGUACAUUUUGAUGUAGUCAACUAGGCUUAUGCUUUAGAAGGCAUUGGAUUUCACACUAAUGCAUCAGCAUGCACUCCCUAGGGUGCAGCAUGAAACGGGAACAAAGAUAAAUAAUUUAGCUUCUA